Molecule: messenger RNA, 934 nt
Organism: Cavia porcellus (domestic guinea pig)
Lineage: Eukaryota; Metazoa; Chordata; Mammalia; Rodentia; Caviidae
Product: glutathione S-transferase theta-4
Exons: 5
Coding region: 95-820 (241 amino acids)
Biological process (GO): glutathione metabolic process
Cellular component (GO): cytoplasm
Molecular function (GO): glutathione transferase activity
Source: RefSeq, a predicted model, not a curated record
UCAGAGGGGGCACAAGGACAGGGUCUCGGGCUGGACAUAGACUCAGGUCUGUGGCUGGCCUGCUACAGCUGUGAGACCCAGGAAAUAUCUCAGCAUGGGCCUAGAGCUCUAUAUGGACCUGCUGUCAGCAGCCUGCCGUACGGUCUACAUCUUUGCCAGGAAGAACAGCAUCUCCUUUGACUUCCAGUUUGUAGAUCUCUUGAAAGGUCACCACCACAGCAGGGAAUACAUCGAGAUUAACCCCCUGAGGAGGUUGCCCUGUCUCAGAGAUGGAAAAUUUGUCUUAUCUGAAAGCGUGGCCAUCCUCUUCUACCUGUGCCGCAAGUACAGCGUGCCUUCUCAUUGGUACCCUCCAGACCUGCACACGCGUGCCCGUGUGGAUGAGUUCAUGUCCUGGCAUCACACGGCCAUUCAGCAGCCCAUGAACAAGUUACUCUGGAUCAAGUUGCUGAUCCCAAUGAUCACAGGAGAGAAGGUUUCGGAGGAAAAGAUGAACCAAGUAGUAGAAGAGGUGAAGAAAAACCUUCAGUUGUUCGAGGAGAAGUUUCUGCAGGACAGGAUGUUCAUCACAGGGGAUCACAUCUCACUGGCUGACUUGGUGGCCCUAACGGAGAUGAUGCAGCCCAUGGGGGGCAAUUAUAAUGUCUUCCUAGACAGCUCCAAGCUGGCUGAGUGGCGCAUGCGGGUGGAGCUGUACAUCGGCUCUGGCCUCUUCUGGGAGGCCCAUGACCGGCUGCUGAAGUUGGAAGAGUGGGAUGUUUCAACACUGGACCCCUUGGUCAAGGAGAGGAUCUGCAAAUUUCUGGAGAUGUACAAGUGACCCAGGGUCAGCUCAUCCGCCAGAGCCCCGCUGACUCAGGCCCCCGAGCCUCCUUCCUUAGGAGAGACACUAAAAACAAUCUUGUUCUUUUAUCUAAUAAAGAACUGGAACAUC